GAUGCCUAUAGAUACUUGUCAGAAUAUAUCCUGUCAGAAUGGCGGAACUUGUCAAACUGGAGUUGAUAAUCAGUUGUUUAAAUGCCAGUGUCCUCCCGGCUACAACGGUAGUCUUUGUGAAAUAGAUAAUGGUACAACUGUCACAAAAACCGUAAAGAUCAAUUAUUCUCCAACACCUUUAGGUGUUGGCGUUGGAACCUGGCAAACCGAGAGGUUAUGUCCAACAGCCUAUUAUUUAAUCGGAUUAAAGUUAAAUUCUGAAGCAAUAGUAAGUUACACAGAUCUUAGCGGGAUCAAUCAGAUAACUUUUACGUGUAAAAGACCGUACGAUGGUGAUGAAAAAGUAUUCAAUACCUAUAGUGGAGGUAGUUGCGAAGCGCAAGGUACAACUUAUUCUUCGUCUUUAUGUUCAAGCGGCAAGUAUUUAGCAAACUUUAAAGUGGCUGUUAACACUAAAAGCUACUCUGAUGAAACUGGGUUGGAGUCAAUAGCUUUUAAAUGUAAAACUCCAAUAGAAAACGGCGCUAGUGGAAAUUGGAUUAUAGCAUCAGGCAGUUGGAAUGUAGCACAGUCAUUAGAGCCUUGGCACUAUUCAGAUGGCCAAUGCUCAACUAAUGAAGUUGGUUGCGGAUUUCGAGUUAAGGCAGAAAUGUGUCAAUCUUCAGAUGAUGCCGGUAUUCUUGACAUUGAGCUUAAAUGCUGUGCUAUAUAG
Molecule: messenger RNA, 712 nt
Organism: Dimorphilus gyrociliatus
Lineage: Eukaryota; Metazoa; Annelida; Polychaeta; Dinophilidae
Source: the annotation of a GenBank genome assembly